Amborella trichopoda is the source of this 357-nucleotide messenger RNA. NCBI's taxonomy places the organism in Eukaryota, Viridiplantae, Streptophyta, Magnoliopsida, Amborellales, Amborellaceae. The record is from RefSeq and is a predicted model, not a curated record.
AUGUUAUCAACACUUCAUUCAUCAAACUAUGGUGAAUUAGAGCAUGCUGGUAAGCUCUUUGAUGAAAGAACUGUGGUUUCAUGGAAUGCCAUGAUGGGUGGUUAUAACCAAAGGGGUUGGUUUUGUGAGGCAUUGUAUUUGUUUAAUUUCAUGAGAGAGGGGUUACAGAAGCCAGAUGGUGUUACAGUGGCCAUGGUGCUCUCCAGUUGUGCAAAUUUGGGGGCCCUUGGAGAGGGGCGAUUAGUCCAUAAUUACUUAGAAGCUAGUGAUGUAAACAUGGAUUUAGUAAUUGGCAAUGCGCUCAUGGACAUGUAUGCCAAAUGUGAUAGCUUAGAGGAUUCGUCUAAAAAAUUUUAA